UGAACACUAAACCUCCUAACCCCCGCAUAUUGCGAGCUCAAUUACUUGAUUGUUUCUGAACUCUACUCUAACCUGUCCGACUAAGUUCCAAGGAAGAAAAGUUCUCAAUUCUCAUUUUCCUUUUCAUCCCUUUCUUCAGUCUACCUAUUAUCCGGACUUAUCUAAGUAUAGGUGCUCAUUCGUCCUACAUCUCGGUCAUCUACGAACCAUUCACACAAUCGUUUCAGUUUCACCUUCACUCCUUCGUACGCAUGUUCCCAGUCUCCUCGGUCGGCAUCUUGUGGUCGUUGGUUUCGGUUGUAGGACUACAUCGGUAAAUCAACAAUAUCAGUGAACCACAACAAUGGGGAUCGCCGAGCGAAGGUCCAUUCGCUCUUGUAUUACGCGCCUGUCUCGUCCGCAGAAGAUAAUAUUGGGCGCGCUGGCCUUUUUCCUUAUUAUAUAUAAUUUGACCCCGUACGACAGUCGACCAAGAUCGUUCUUUAGAUUCCAACACAAUGUUAUCCAAGACUAUUACCAAAACGUACACCCGUCCGAUUCCUGGCUCUUCAAACCCCAACGAUAUCCGAUCGAUCCUAAUAAUGACAUCGCUAUAAUAGUUAAGACUGGUUUUGGAACGAAGCGACGAGUUCCGGCAGCGUUACGAGCGUUGAGUAACGAGUCUUUCUACGCCGAUACUAUAGUCACCCAGGAUUUCCCCUUACUCCCGGAUCAGAAAAACUACACUUUCGCGAAUGGUAAGGAGGUGCCAGUUAUCGAUAUUAUUGGGUGGAACUUAGAACGAGGAGCCCUUAAGGGUCUAGAACAACAGGAGCGUGUAAUGAAAUACGCGAACCUUGCCGAUGCCGUCGACGGUGAAGAGUGGAUGCUUGCCGAUGGGUUAGGUAAAGACAUGGGGUGGGAACUCGAUGCGAUGAAGUUCCUCUCUAGUCUUGAGUAUGCAUGGCAAACCCUACCAAAAAAGAAGUGGUACAUCAUGGCCGAUGACGACACAUACAUCAUCAAGUCGUCCCUGAAUUUAGUUCUCGGGCAUUUGAAUUAUGCCAAGCCACAAUUUCUUGGGAAUCCGGUAGGCGACUAUAAAGGUCGCUUCCCGCAUGGAGGGUCGUCCGUGGUCAUGUCUGGUGCUGCUCUUAGCAAGCUAUACGACCAACACCCUGAAGUCGUUGCCGAAGGUCAUCAAGAGUCAGCUACGGCGAUCUGGGGUGACAAACUACUUUCUACAACAUUUAUGAAGAUCGGUAUUUACUUAGACGAAACAUACCGACGUCUUUUCAACGGCGAGCCUCCCUGGAUGACGCGGAUGUGGGUUGAUCGGUUCUGUUUGCCUCUUGUUUCAUUCCAUGGUCUUGGAAACAAUGAUGCUAUGGUGCACGUAGGCGAAACCUUCAAGAAUAUGACGGAACCCGUAUUCUGGAGGCAGAUGGGUAAGAUUUAUGGUGCGCCGGACUUCUCAUCAUUCAUUGCCGAACCGAUUCGAACCAAUGUGGAUUAUGUUGGGCGACUUGACGAGUAUAGUACGACCGUGGAUAAAAUCACGGAAGUUGACGAGUGUGUCAAAAUCUGCCAUGAACAUCCGGUCGGAUGCCUUGCUUGGGCGUUCGACCCAGGACGGCAACAAUGUCACUUUUCACAAUGGGCAAUCCUCGGAGAUCAUGUCGAGGGUCGAUUUUCAGGCAUAAAUGGGAAACUAGCCAAGAAGCUAGAAAGUUUAUGCCACUCUCCGAAAUAAGACUCUUGGGUCUCCGGAUUCUGUUUGAAGAUUUUAUUCUGUAUAUAUACGGGGUGGGUAGGAUACACACGGGGUGUCAUUCAGCAAGGAAAUGAUGGUCGGACGGACGAUAUUAUAGACUUCGCAAGGUGGAAGCACAUGACUUGGAACGAUACCCGGGACGGACUGUAAUUUGUAAUGGAUCGUAGAUAAGUAUCUUAAUCCUAAUAGGACUGAACAGUCUACCUACACAUGGACGUUAGCCGCAAACCCUACGGGCGAUGCUGCUGAUCAUAAAAGGUACCACAGCACUGCUUGAUGCACGUCUCCUAUCCCAUGCAUGUGGUUUUGGUAGAUACAUACUAUGUUGUAUUUACUACUAGGUAG
Messenger RNA from Annulohypoxylon maeteangense, 2098 nucleotides. RefSeq names its product glycosyltransferase family 31 protein. The coding region runs from base 344 to 1732 and encodes 462 amino acids. The record is from RefSeq and is a predicted model, not a curated record. Lineage: Eukaryota; Fungi; Ascomycota; Sordariomycetes; Xylariales; Hypoxylaceae. Gene Ontology annotation, cellular component: membrane. Gene Ontology annotation, molecular function: glycosyltransferase activity. The transcript has 2 exons.